AAUGCUAGUUCCAGUAGAUACAGGAGAUUUUUACAAUGUCAGCCGUGGAAAAGCAUAGAUUUGAAAAUGAAAUAGUACGUCACAAAUGCGAUUAUUGCGGUAAGAUUUUAUCAUCCAAAAAAAGCUUGGACCAUCACGUGAAUGGAAUUCAUUUGAAGCUAAGAAAUUUUGUUUGCGAAAAUUGUGGACACUCCUUUAUCACAAAACAACGUUUGAAUGUCCACAUAAUAAAUAUCCAUCAAAAAAUCAAAAAUUUCACUUGCGAUGCGUGUGGAAAGUGUUUUAGUUAUAAAAAUGCCUUGGAUAUGCACAUUACUACAAUUCAUGAGAAAAUCAAAGAUCAUCAAUGCUUAGAUUGCGGAAAAUCUUUUGGGCUAAAGAGUAAUCUGAUGAAGCACAUAAAUUUAGUUCAUUUGAAAAUCAAAGAGCACAAGUGUGAAGAGUGUGGCAAACUUUUCGGACAAAAAGGUUCUCUUAUGACCCAUAUAGAUACAGUUCAUUUGAAACUCAAAGAGCACAAGUGCGAGAAAUGUGAAAAAGCUUUCACUUCACAACAAAACUUGAAUGGACACAUUGCUGCAAUUCAUGAAAAAAUCAAAGAUCUCAAAUGCGAAGAGUGUGGCAAGUUUUUUACUCGGAAAAACAAAUUGAUGAAUCACAUAGAUCAAGUGCAUUUGAAAAUCAAAGAUUACAAAUGUGAAGAGUGUGGCAAACUUUUCGGACAAAAAAGUUAUCUUAUGACACACAUAGAUGUACUUCAUUUGAAAAUCAAAGAACACAAUUGCCAGGAAUGUGAAAAAUCAUUCGGUUUUAAAAAAGACUUGUAUAAACAUAAUGCCGUGGUCCAUAAAAAAACCAAGAACACAAAUGCGAAGAGUGUGACAAAUCUUUUGUACAAAAGCGUAAUCUGACGAAGUACACUAAUGCAGAACAUUUGAAAUCCAAACGCGGUUCGUCGAAAAAUUAAAAAUAAAUUAUAAAAUAAAUGUGACAUGUUUUUUGACUCCAGUGCAGUUUGAUAAAAAAUUUGGUAUGGGUAAAAUAAAUAUACAAAUAAUCAAAUUAAAAUUGUUUAUCAAAGCCAUUUCUACUGUAAGCUUCAGUGGUAUAUUUCACACGAGAAUUCGCAACUGAAGAGCAUUCAAAGAAUGCAAACACAACAAUCAUUACUUCUUCUUAGAAGCUUGUAAUAUUACAAAAAACCCAACUCUGCGUUCGGAUUUAACAAAAGUACA
Trichogramma pretiosum is the source of this 1235-nucleotide messenger RNA. RefSeq names its product zinc finger protein 660-like. Gene Ontology annotation, biological process: regulation of transcription by RNA polymerase II. Gene Ontology annotation, molecular function: RNA polymerase II cis-regulatory region sequence-specific DNA binding; DNA-binding transcription factor activity. The coding region runs from base 36 to 911 and encodes 291 amino acids. The record is from RefSeq and is a predicted model, not a curated record. The transcript has a single exon. NCBI's taxonomy places the organism in Eukaryota, Metazoa, Arthropoda, Insecta, Hymenoptera, Trichogrammatidae.